Messenger RNA from Rhopalosiphum padi (bird cherry-oat aphid), 537 nucleotides. RefSeq lists its product as uncharacterized. NCBI's taxonomy places the organism in Eukaryota, Metazoa, Arthropoda, Insecta, Hemiptera, Aphididae. The transcript has 2 exons. Bases 1 to 537 code for a protein of 178 amino acids. The record is from RefSeq and is a predicted model, not a curated record.
AUGCUAAACGAUAAAAGUGAUGACAAAAACCAAAAUGAAUUAUUAAACAUAAAUGAAAGGAAGGAGAAUACAAUUAAGAAUAGAGCAUUGGCACUAAAUGGACUUCAAACACAAGCAAGUGUAAUGCUGCGAUCGUCAAACCAAAAAUUUCCGUCUGCUCAAGUAGGUGAUACUGUUCGAGUGCGUGUUCCAGAUAUCGAUCGAGGACGUAUGGAUAACCAAAAUAUUUUGGCUGUUGUAAUGGACGUCGAUAAUGACUUCUACAAAUUAGGAACAAAAUAUGGAAUUAACAGUCAGCUGUACACUAGAAAUCAAUUUGUAGUGUGCAAAGAAAAAUUGAUAUCGUUAAACGACGUUUUAUCCAAUAAGACAAUGUCUUUGAGACAGGUAUCGACAGCUGCUUCCAAAAGUGGUGGCCAAGGUUAUGCACGAUGCAAUUGUAAAAAAAAAUGUAAUAUAAAAAAAUUUAAAUGUAAGAAUGGGGGAGUACUUUGCAACAGUAAAUGCCACGAUAGCUUACCAUGUUGUAAUAAAUAA